GGUGCAUUGUGGUCCGACACCUCUUGUGUCGUCGGUUGUUUGGGAUCUUUUGGCUCACAUUUUGCAAAAUGGCGACGUCCCUGGGAUCCAACACCUACAAUAGACAGAAUUGGGAAGACGCGGAUUUCCCAAUUCUGUGUCAAACAUGUUUAGGAGAAAACCCGUACAUUCGAAUGACCAAGGAGAAGUAUGGUAAAGAAUGCAAGAUUUGUGCGCGACCAUUUACUGUGUUCCGAUGGUGUCCAGGGACGCGUAUGCGUUUUAAGAAAACAGAGGUCUGUCAGACCUGCAGUAAAAUGAAGAAUGUUUGUCAGACAUGUCUGCUCGAUCUGGAGUUCGGUUUGCCUAUCCAGGUCAGAGACACUGGGCUAUCGGUAAAAGAUGAGGUUCCUAAAUCUGAUGUAAACAAGGAGUACUAUACUCAGAACAUGGAAAGAGAGAUAGCAAAUUCUGAUGGCACACGGCCAGUGGGCCAGUUGGGUAAAGCCCCGAGCUCCAGUGAUAUGUUGCUGAAACUGGCCCGGACCACGCCAUACUACAAGAGGAACCGGCCACACAUCUGCUCCUUCUGGGUGAAGGGAGAGUGUAAGAGAGGGGAGGAAUGUCCCUAUAGGCACGAGAAGCCCACAGAUCCAGACGAUCCUCUGGCCGACCAGAACAUAAAGGACCGUUACUACGGCAUCAAUGACCCAGUGGCGGACAAGCUGCUGAAACGGGCCUCAACAAUGCCCCGCCUGGACCCGCCAGACGACAAGUCCAUCUCCACCCUCUACAUAGGGGGUUUGGGAGAUACCGUCACUGAUGGAGAGCUCAAGAGUCACUUUUACCAGUUUGGGGAGAUCCGCACCAUUACCGUAGUCCAAAGGCAGCAGUGUGCCUUCAUCCAGUUUGCCACCCGACAAGCUGCUGAAAUGGCUGCUGAAAAGUCCUUCAACAAACUGAUCAUUAAUGGACGCAGGCUUACAGUCAAGUGGGGAAGGUCUCAGGCAGCAAGAGGGAAGGAGGGCAUCAAAGAUGGCGUCAGUGAGAUGGGCACCAGACUUGACCCUGUACCUGGAUUGCCUGGUGCUCUUCCUCCACCACCAUCUUUGGAUGAAGAAGCUCCUGCAAACUACUUUAAUCUGGAGCCUGGCACCUCUCCAUCAGUCAUCAACAUUACUCUGCCCCCACCUCCUGGCAUCAACCCGCCUCCUCCAGGUUUUGGCCCGCCAAUGUUCCACCCCAUGGCUCAUAUGGCUCCACCAAUGCCCCCUCCAAUGAGCAUGAGGCCACCUGGUCAAAUCCACUACCCCUCCCAGGACCCUCAGCGCAUGGGGGCCCAUGCUGCACACGGCUCUCGUCACGGUGAAUGACGUGUGAAGCUCUACUGCGAUUAGGUCUCAUUGUUCUCCUUUCAUCAGACCAAUUCAAUUCAUAUGGUCUCAGUGGACCUGAAACCUGCAGCCUACUUCUUUCUGGAUAACAGUGAUUUAUUAUGCCACCUGCAAUGCUGUGAAGGAAAUAAACCAGCACCAUCUCUGUGUCGAGAGACGACAACUAGGAAAUCACAAGAUGACUUUAUGACUAGUUGCAGUUAAAAUGUGGCUUCGGCAGACUUGAGAGUACCAGCUGAUGUGAUCGGAGCCAUAUUGUUUUAAAGGACUCCUGUGGCUUGAGCGUUGUACAGAUAGAAAUGCAUACUGUCAGUUAAACUUGUAUUUGUCAUACUGUGCAAAAUGGGUAAGAAUCCUGAGCAGCAUUUUUUUAAACUUUCAGUUACUUUUUUAUUUUAUUUGACACAAUCGUAUAUCACAUAGCAUAAUUACUUAGUUUAAUGUAAGGAUUUCUUUCAAUGUUCUUUUCGUGUGUCAUUAAAAUGACUAAAUUUCGUCA
Pungitius pungitius (ninespine stickleback) is the source of this 1872-nucleotide messenger RNA. RefSeq names its product RNA binding motif protein 22 (gene rbm22). Gene Ontology annotation, cellular component: U2-type catalytic step 1 spliceosome; U2-type catalytic step 2 spliceosome; Prp19 complex. The coding region runs from base 69 to 1352 and encodes 427 amino acids. NCBI's taxonomy places the organism in Eukaryota, Metazoa, Chordata, Actinopteri, Perciformes, Gasterosteidae. The record is from RefSeq and is a predicted model, not a curated record. The transcript has 11 exons. Gene Ontology annotation, molecular function: metal ion binding; U6 snRNA binding; pre-mRNA binding.